AUGGCCCCAGGCAACACCCUCUCCACCGACGACGAUCUCAAGUUGUUCUACGCCAUCAUCAAGCUCUCGUCCUCCAAGCCUCGCAUGGCUGAAGUCGCUGCCUUCAUGGGUCUCAAGGAAGGUGCCACACGAAGCAACUGGCGAUACAAUGCCCUCAUGAAGCGCUGCAAGGCCAAGUUCGGUGAGGACGGCUCCGGCGGCACCGCUGAGGAUGCUGCUGCUGCCACUAGCCCUGCGCCCAGCCCAUCCAAGCGCAAGAGAGCCAACAAUAACAACAAAUCCAAGUCCAAGGGCGAGCCUGCUGUUAAGAAGGGCAAGGUGGAUGCCGCGAAUGGUGUAGAGGAGGACGACGUCAAGGUCAAGGAUGAAGUCAAGGAUGAGGAUGGUGUGGGCCCCGUGAAGACUGAGGACACUGGUACCACCAAUGGUCAUGAUGGAGAGGGCAGCGAGGGUGACGAUGAUGUCUAG
This is a messenger RNA of Cyphellophora europaea CBS 101466, 468 nucleotides long. RefSeq lists its product as uncharacterized. The coding region runs from base 1 to 468 and encodes 155 amino acids. The record is from RefSeq and is a predicted model, not a curated record. The transcript has 2 exons. Lineage: Eukaryota; Fungi; Ascomycota; Eurotiomycetes; Chaetothyriales; Cyphellophoraceae.